Diutina rugosa is the source of this 1371-nucleotide messenger RNA. It is a transcript of the gene ARP9, whose product is annotated as Arp9p. Lineage: Eukaryota; Fungi; Ascomycota; Pichiomycetes; Serinales; Debaryomycetaceae. Bases 1 to 1371 code for a protein of 456 amino acids. The transcript has a single exon. The record is from RefSeq and is a predicted model, not a curated record.
AUGCCGUUGUACAAGGAAGAGAACUACCUUGUGGUGCACCCCGGGCUGGAGUACACCCUCUUCACCUACGGGCUCCGAGACCUGCUCUCGCCGCCGCAAUACCGGUUACCUCUGGUGGUGUACGCCAAGGGCGAAGGCGAGGCCCGCGAAUUCCACGGGAAACCCGUCGACGGGUUCACCGCCGUCCAUCCCAUUGUCAACGGCAAGCUUGUGGAUGUCGACGCGUUUAACUUCUUCCUCAAAGUCAUUCUCCAAAGUGUGAUCCAGGCCAACCCCAUUGCCACCAUUCUGCUGAUUCCGCUCUUGCUCGUGUUGCCGGGUUUGCUGUGGCCCAAGGCGCUGGUGGAGCUCGUCACUAAAUACGUGGUGGAAACGCUUGAGUUCACUGCGUUUAACGUCAUUGACGUUGCCUUGGCAGCGAUGUUUGGCAUUGGCCUGGCCAACAACGCUUUAGUUAUUAAUGUUGGUAAGAACAACGUGCAAAUUGUCCCCGUCGUCGGCUACCAGGCGAUCCGUUUCGCUUCAAAGUACCUUGUGGGCGUGGGUGGUAACACUAUCAACCAGGAAUUGGCUCGUCUAUUGCCCAACUUGUCGGAGACUCAAGUUGAAGACCUUAAGUGCCUGGGGAUCGUUGAGGCGAUUACUGACGCUCAAGCGGAAGCGUUUUACCAAGCCGCCGAACAAAAGCUCCACCCGGGACGUCCCGACGAGCAGGACGACGACUUUGACGUUGCGAAGAUCGUCACUGAAGAUGGCCUUGAAAACAAUGACACCAAGAAGGUUAACACCGAGCUCGAACAAAACUCGUUUGUUGAUAGAGAUGGCAAGAAGGUCACUGUGGGUAGAGAACGUUUCAGCGCUACUAGCCUGUUAGUGGAUGCGUUGGUGGACCCUAUCUAUGAAAGUCUCGAAAACAUCCCCGACUUGGAGAAGCGCCAAGAGUGUUACGACAGCAUCAUCCUCGUGGGGUCUACCUUUAAGAUUCCGGGACUCAAACAACAAUUGCUCCUCAAGUUGCUGCAGAAAUACUUGGUGACCGAGCCUCAAGACAACGAAAAGAAGCAAAACGCUAUCAACCUGGCUAUCGCUGCCUACCAGCAAACCGACGACGUUGAGGUGACCGACAGUGCUCACUUGGCUCAAGUGCCCCAUCUGAUCCGGUUGGCGAAGUACCCUGAGUACUUCUCUGAGUGGAAAAAGCUUCUGAAGAUCCCUUCGAAGCUGGUGUGGAAUGACGUCUACUUCUUGGGGGCGCAAAUCUACGCCAAGCAAAUCUUCAAUUCUAACUCCAACCACGGCAAGGAGUUAUUUAUUGACACCGAUGUUUAUGAAGAACGCGGCCCCCAGGCGAUUUGGGAUGUCUGUGUGUAA